AAUCUAAAAUACAUAAAAUUAAAGUCCUUUUUCUGUUUAUUUAAAUCUUACUAUAUUGAAAUGACACCAGAUGUCGCUAUUUCUUUCGGAUCGCGUUUGAAGCAUCGGAGCUCCCUUCUAUGAAGUUUUAGUUCAUGACAUUAUUAACUCGCGCGCAGGCAGGACGCAGGAACGUUUGGCGGUAAAAAGCGACGCAAUGUUUCUCUUUAAUCUUUGGAUUUCCUUUCUCUAGGACGCAGGUAUUACAUUUUUUCCUUCAAUUUUUCGUUUCUAGAUCGCAACGCGAUGAUUAAAUUGUCUUGUCGCGUCUUCAUAAGAGUCAAAAAUUGCUCGAGUAUCGUGUCGCUUUUUUCGCCACUGCGCAUCUUGUCUGCGCAGAAGUUUUACAGUGCACAUAUAUAUAUUUUACUUGCAUCUAAUCGUUUCAAAUUGUGCGUAUUAAGCGUUGAAAAAAUGAUAAAUUCGGUUCUAUCUGAUUGUACAGUCGUUUUUAUUGUCAUCUUAUUAUCAGCAUCAGUCAUCUGGAAUCUGGAAGAUUGUUUAUGGACAAUAAACAAACAUCGCUUUUUCAUCAUAUAUAUCAUCUCACAAUUCGAUUUCGUCGACUACAUCACAUGAAACGAGGAAAUCUUGGACGUGUUUCUGAAAUGAUUUUCUUUUCUGUUGCCUCAGUGAAUAAGUGUCAUAUUUUCAUAAAUAAAUGCCACGAAGGAGUGACAGAAAACAAACAGGAGAGCAGGAGCAUCGUGUUAUACACGAUUUCACUCUUGAAGCUUAUUGUUAGUUAUAAAGGCGUGUUGAAGAGAAUGGCAAAUCGCGAGAAACCGACGACUCUCACGACCUUCUCGACAAAGGAAAAAUCAAUCCUAAAUUGGCCAAAGAGUGUACAUGCCAUUAAGCGGUAUUCGAAGUACCGGUAUCGCAAUCACCUAACCAGAGACGAGUGAAAUAGCCGGCUUGGUGGAGAUCCGUACGAUAUUAAGCGCAGUGUAUACUCGUCAUAUAAGGCGUGCUUUCGUAAGGGGCCGUCAGUUUGAAAGUGCGAGCUGUCGCGCGUGGAACCCGCGUGAAAGAUCCGCGCGCGCGAAAGAUCGACAUGAGAGCGAAGAUCCGUUUCCUCGUGCUGAUCGCGUUGCUUGCCGUUUCCGCAAAUAUCGCGGCGGAGAAAGGAAAAUCCGGAGAAGUCCCUUGCAUAGACGACAACAAGUUCUACCGAAAUCCUAAAACACCAUCACACAAUGUCUGGUCACCUACAGAAUGUGCCAAAUAUUUUCUCUGUUUAGAUAAUGAAGUAUUCGAAUUCAAGUGCUCGCAAGGACUCCUUUUUGACGUCUCCAGGCAGAUUUGCGACUUUAAGACAAAUGUCGAUAAUUGCGACAUAACUUCAGAUGCUCAACCAGCGAAGCCGUUGCUGAAGAAAGGCGAGUGUGACGAGAAAAGUCUGGCAUGCGGAGAUGGCACGUGCCUUCCGGCUCUAUAUUUCUGCGAUGGAAGUGUCGAUUGUCCUGACGGUUCCGACGAAGGAUGGUGCGAUAUGCGACAUGAUACAAAUGCUGCGCCGGCGUGUGACACGCAAAAAUGCCGAUUGCCAAAUUGUUGGUGCUCCAAAGAUGGCACUCGAAUUCCAGGAAAUCUCACCGCACUCACUGUUCCACAAAUGAUAACGAUCACUUUCGAUGAUGCUGUGAAUGAUGAAAACUUUGAACUUUAUUCAAAAAUAUUUACGGACGACAGAAAAAAUCCCAAUGGCUGUCCCUUAAGAGGUACUUUUUAUAUCAGUCAUCAAUACACGAAUUACAGAGAUGUGCAGUAUUUAUGGAACACCGGCCACGAAAUAGCUGCACAUUCCGUUACGCAUCGCGGACCAGAGGAAUGGUGGUCGAAAAACGCAACGAUCGAAGAUUGGUUCGACGAGAUGGUCGGGGUAGCAAACAUUAUCAAGAAAUAUGCAGCUGUUCGUCUCGGCGAUAUCAAAGGGAUAAGGGCUCCCUUUCUGCAAGUCGGAUGGAAUCGUCAGUUCCUGAUGAUGUCCGAAUUUGGCUUCGUUUACGAUUCCUCAAUCGUAGCACCGUUCUCGGAUCCACCUUUGUGGCCCUAUACGCUCGAUUAUAGACUGCCACAUGCGUGCGUUCGCGCGGGACAGUUUUGCCCGACUCGUUCCUACCCGAAUAUCUGGGAGCUACCGCUAAAUCAACUUUUGGCAAAUGAAUAUACUUGCACCACUGUGGACUCGUGUCCUUCCAAUUUAUCUGGUGAAGAAAUUUACAAGAUGCUCAUGCUAAACUUUAAGAGACAUUAUCUCACCAAUCGCGCGCCUUUUGGUCUACACUUUCAUGCAUCAUGGUUCCAAAAUCCAACAUAUUUUUACGCAUUUAAUAAAUUCAUCGAUGAUGUACUUCAGCUGGAUGAUGUAUUCUUUGUCACGAGUCAUCAGAUUGUGGAAUGGAUGCGCAGGCCAACAUCUCUGAAUGAAAUUGAAAAGUUCAAACCAUGGCAGUGUACAAAACGGCAUUUUGAACCAUUUGAAGUCGCCUGUGAUUUGCCAAAGAAUUGCAAAUUAUCCAGUAGAGUGCUCAAGUCGUACAGGUAUUUACACACGUGUUUUGAAUGUCCGCAACAAUAUCCGUGGUUAAGAAAUGAAUUUGGAAUCGAGUGAAAACGUGGUAAAAGCAACGUAAAACUUAUUCUUCUAUGUUGCUUGUACAUCGUUAGAAGUUUACGCAUAGUACCUUAUUUAGAUAUAAGUGUAUUAUUUAUUUUAUUGUAAACAGUUGUAAAACUAUGUACUUUUUUUAUAAGAAAAUUGCAUUUAUUUUCUAGAUACAUAGGUAAGCUUCUUUAAUUAUCAAUAUGAAGCAAAAUAAAUUAUAUUUUCUUUAUCAUUAGAAAAAUGGAAAUGGUUCAAGAUUUUUAGUUAUUAAGAUAACUUUCUCUCUUAAGAUGUAACAUCAUAUAUUGGUUGUGUGAAGACAUAAUCUUUCCUGUUUAUCCUUCCUGUUGUAUGAAUGGAUUUUGAAUGGAUUCCAUGCCAUCUACGGGACAAAUAAGCACUACCGAUGUUCCUCUACACACCACCAAUCCCAGCAUACGAGUGUCCUGAUUUAAUUUAUAUGGGUCAUCUGGAUCUGUAUAAUUAAGGAAAUUGUAUGUGUUUCAAGAAACACUCAAGAUAUUGAAUGAAGAUAUAAAAUAGCAAGAGGAUGUAAUAGAGGUAUAAUCUAUAAUCACAUUUAUAAUAACUUGUUAUAAGUUUUAUGUACCUCUAAGAUACUCCUUUGUGUUGUCCAGUACGAGAUUUAGUAAGGGAUCGUAACCCUUGAGUAUACCUUCAGCUUCUCUGCCUCCGGCGAACUUUACCCUUAUGUUCUUUUCAAGGUACUUAGAUAAAUCGAGAAUACUCUCUUUCCUCUUCUUCUCUUUGUGCUCGACAUUCUGUUGCUAUAAAAAUGCAAGUACGCUCAGAUUCGUGAUCAGUUCAGUAACUAUAUAUGUGAUGUAUUACCUGUUUUGGUGCCUGUAAGGAAGAAUAAAGAGGUUAACUUGAGGGUAAGUCUUAACCUAGAUUAUAGAAAAAUGAGAGGUAUACGUAAUUUCACAUUAUAUACUUACAGACAUCCUUACGAGAAAAAAGAUUUAACUGCAAAUAGUGAAUUACUUUUUAUAAAGUCAAUAAAAAGACAUCACAACUUUAAGUAAACUCAGUCGCGCGCGUAGAUACUCCAAAUUAUGUUUGUCGCUCUCUACUCGAAUAAGUCAAGUAUCGAUUAUUAGAA
Nylanderia fulva is the source of this 3773-nucleotide messenger RNA. It is a transcript of the gene ChLD3, whose product is annotated as Chitin and LDLR binding deacetylase 3. Gene Ontology annotation, biological process: carbohydrate metabolic process. Gene Ontology annotation, molecular function: chitin binding; protein binding. Gene Ontology annotation, cellular component: extracellular region. NCBI's taxonomy places the organism in Eukaryota, Metazoa, Arthropoda, Insecta, Hymenoptera, Formicidae. The record is from RefSeq and is a predicted model, not a curated record.